Selaginella moellendorffii is the source of this 717-nucleotide messenger RNA. RefSeq names its product universal stress protein A-like protein. Gene Ontology annotation, molecular function: AMP binding. The transcript is spliced from 4 exons. The record is from RefSeq and is a predicted model, not a curated record. The coding region runs from base 52 to 636 and encodes 194 amino acids. NCBI's taxonomy places the organism in Eukaryota, Viridiplantae, Streptophyta, Lycopodiopsida, Selaginellales, Selaginellaceae.
UAAGAACGUUUGUAAAGUAGACAUGGACACCUAGACACAUGUCUUUUGGUCAUGGCGAGCGGUAACGAAGAGGAGAAGAAGGAGCAAUCCACAUCCAAGACAAGGAUCUUAAUCGCUGUGAGUCACUCAUCGAUCAAGGGCUAUCCCCACGCAUCGAUCAGCAGCGACACAGCUUUCCACUGGGUGCUCGACAAGCUCGUCAAGCCCACCUCCUCCUCCAUUGGCCAUCGCCGCGAGGAUUUCGAGCUUAGCAUCCUCCACAUCCAGGUCCCCGACGAAGAUGGGCCGGACGACGAUCUCGACAGCGUGUAUGAAUCCGCCAGUGACUUCCACAGCAUGAAGGAGCGGGAGCUCACGCGGGGGUUGCAUUUGCUGGAGCAUUUCGUUCGGAUUUGCGACGAUGCAAAGAUCCCCUGUAAAGCUUGGAUCAAAGCAGGCGAUCCCAAGGAGCUCAUCUGCAAAGAGGCUGCCAAGCUCCAGCCGGACAUGCUAGUGCUUGGCAGCAGAGGUCUCAAAACGAUGCAAAGGAUGUUUGUUGGUACCGUGAGCCUCUAUUGUACCACCCAUGCAACGUGCCCCGUGCUAGUGAUCAAGAGAAAGCCACAGGACACGCCAGAUGAUCCUAUGGAUGACUAGAUGAUCCAAACAAAGUGGACUAUGAUCGUUUGCUGUUAUUCAACCAAAGCACAAUAAAACAAUGUGAAAAAACAAAAAGAA